Messenger RNA from Eriocheir sinensis (Chinese mitten crab), 2314 nucleotides. Its product is annotated as RIB43A-like with coiled-coils protein 2. NCBI's taxonomy places the organism in Eukaryota, Metazoa, Arthropoda, Malacostraca, Decapoda, Varunidae. The transcript is spliced from 9 exons. The coding region runs from base 258 to 1481 and encodes 407 amino acids. The record is from RefSeq and is a predicted model, not a curated record.
GCACGCUGACAGUUUCAAACAAUCGCCGAGUGUCUGAAGGUUACCCACUUGCUGCCCAGACCUUCAAUCAGCCCUGCCUUCAGCGACUUCGGUCAGGAGGAGCACCGGGGGGCAGCAUUGGCCAGGCAAGAGUCACGCAUCACGGCAGACACUAUAAAGAAAAUUCGCCUGAGCCACUAACGAGCUGGGCCGUCCAAGAGAUCCUCAAGAAGGCCUACUGGGGCUAUAGGCAGCACAUUAAACAAAAAAUAGUUGUAAUGGCUUUAGUGAUACUAUUCAACUCUACAAAACCAGCAACUUCACCACCGGAACCCACCACCACCACCACCGCCAUGCCCUCCUUCAACCCCGACACCACCGCCGCCACCGCCGCCGCCCCCGCCCUGCCGUCGUGGGUGCUGGAGGCCCGGGACGCCGCCGCCAUAGCCCGCCGCCGCCGCCUACUGCAGGAGCGCGCCUACAGGAUUCACGCCCAGCCGCGCUCCACCUCCAUCGCUGUGGACGUGGAGGGGCUGACGCAGCAGGUGGAGGAGCGGCGGCGGCGGGAGGAGCAGCAGGAGCGGGAGGAGGAGGAGUUCAUGCGCCUGGCAGCCACGCAGGACCGCGCCGCCCUGCUGCUGCACCACCGCGAGGACAAGGCCGAGGAGGAGCGGCGGGAGGCGCUGAAGACGUUCUGGCGGGAGGAGCAGCGGCCGGAGAGGCGGAGAGACGCCGACCUCGAGGCGCGCGAACAUGUGACCUCCGCGCUGUACGAACUGAGGUUCGAGGGCGAGGACCUGGGCCGGAAGGAUCGUGAGCAGGCCCAACGGCAGCAGGCGAGGGAGUGGCUACAGCAGCAGAGGGACGAGCAGCGACUCAGGGAACAGCAGGAGCAGGAGCAGGAGAGACUGCGGGAGUUGGAGUGCGCGGAGGCUGCGGACCGGGCGCGUCAGCUGGGCCAGGCCGAGGAGGAGCUGCGCCGCGCUGAGAGUCUGGCGCUGACCCGAUACAACCUGGCGCUGAGUCGCGAGCGUGAGGUAUCUCGCUACCAGGACAGCCUAGCAAGUCGAGAGGCCGAACAUCAGGAGGUGGCCAACGCCGUGAUGGGAUCCUUUCUGACGGAGGCACCCGCGCAGGCUCGUAGCGCCCUGGGGCCACACCGGGUCAUUCCCCAUAGGUGGAAGGGCAUGAGUGAAGGAGAACGACGCAGCAUCCAGGAGACUCGUGAACGGCAGGUGGCGGAGAGGAAGCGUCGUGAGGAGGAGGAGCGGCGGCGGGACGCGGCGUGGGAGGACUAUGCCAGCCAUGCGGACAGGGCGGCGCUGAAGGCUGACCACAGACACCACACCGACGCCAAGCGUCGUGAGCAGCAGCUGGCGGCCACCAACCAGCACCUGGCCCAACAGCAGCACCAGUACCAGCGCCGCCUGACCUCAGCACUCACAAGCCCCGACCCUCCCACCCAAGACUUCUACAAUAAGUUUGGGGUGCAUCCACGCUAAGCUGGGUUCCUCUUGGUUCCUCUUGGGUACUCUGUUGUGUGUUUUCCUUGAUUCCUCUUGAUAUUGUGAGUGUUCCUAUUGAUUCCUCUAGAUUCUGUAAAUGUUUCUCUUGAUGAUGUGCAAAUUGUUCUCGAAUCCUCUUGAGUAGCUAUUCUUGAUUACACUAACACACUAACGUUGCACAUCGAAAGACGUAUUAAACAAUAUAUAAAAAAGUUCCCAAUGAGGAGAUUUCGACUGGCUAGAGUACUGUUGGAAAUUACUGAUAUUGUAUAUCUUGACAUUAAAAAAACAAUAAAUAAUUACGCUGAUAGAAAAUCGCAUACGAAUAUGUUUCCCAAUGAAAAUAAAGUGAUAAAAACUACAUUCAAACAGUUAUGCACAAUGUAAACAAAGUAAUAAUACAAAAAACUAGUCAAAGUACUUGUUCAAAUGUUAACAAAAUAUUAUGGAGAAAAUAAAUAAAUACAUACUACAACUUCUUAAAUCCUUGCUACCUCUUUUGACCAGCUGAUGGCGUUUAUAUGAAAAAAGAACAAUGUAGGUCUAGUACACACAGCUUCCAAUAUGUAAAAGAUUCCCCUCUCAAGAUAACGGAAGAACUUAGUAAUACAUGAUAGGCUGCAGUGAAACAUGGGUUGAAGAGUGGCACCAGUUUUUAUAUAAGAAUUUCUCGCUCGCAGAAGCUUCGCAGUACAAAAAUAAAGCGUUUCCUUAAUAUUAAAGUUUGUGAGUUUUGAAUGAAUACAGAAAUUGCUGGGAGGGGGGUUGUGUGUGUGUGUGUGUGUGUGUGUGUGUGUGUGUGUGUGUGUGUGUGUGUGUAUGUGUGUGUG